Molecule: messenger RNA, 859 nt
Organism: Hemiscyllium ocellatum (epaulette shark)
Lineage: Eukaryota; Metazoa; Chordata; Chondrichthyes; Orectolobiformes; Hemiscylliidae
Gene: fabp7b
Product: fatty acid binding protein 7, brain, b
Exons: 4
Coding region: 116-514 (132 amino acids)
Biological process (GO): fatty acid transport
Cellular component (GO): nucleus; cytosol
Molecular function (GO): fatty acid binding
Source: RefSeq, a predicted model, not a curated record
CCGAGCAAGACUACGGCCUUCACAGGUUCACCGCUCCCAGGACCUUCGCUUCCAACUUUGACGCCAGUUCCCAACCUCUUCUCUGUUCCCAUCUCCAACCUCCGGCACCGUCACCAUGGUCGAUGCUUUUAUCGGAACCUGGAAGCUCGUUGAAAGCGAUAAUUUUGAUGCCUACAUGAAAGCUUUGGGUGUGAAUUUCGCUACUCGCCAAGUUGGGAAUGUUACCAAACCGACGAUUGUCAUCAGUAAAGAGGACGAUAAAAUAGUGCUGAAGACCCUGAGUACCUUCAAAAAUACUGAAAUCACUUUCAGACUCGGGGAAGAGUUCGGCGAGGUCACUCCUGAUGACCGAAACUGCAAAACAACGGUGACUUUGGAAGGUGAGAAGCUUGUCCAUGUUCAGAAAUGGGAUGGAAAGGAAACGACUUUUGCCAGGGAGAUCAAGGAUGGUAAAAUGGUGAUGACCCUCACAUAUGACGAUAUUGUUGCCGUUCGUACCUAUGAGAAGGCAUAACGUUCCAUGGGGAGCGAGCCCCGGGCCCCUGUCAGAGCAAUCGGGUCCGAUUUAUUGGACUCCCAGGACAGUAUCUGAAAUCUGGAGCGGUCCUUCCUCUGGCAUUUCUGUAACUUACAGGGAUUUCCAUUGGGGGUGGGGGCUGUGAGUCCACGGACCUUUUUUUUGUAACAAGAUUCGAAAAACCGCAUUUUAUGUUGUACAAUGUAACAGGAAUAACAACUUUUGUAAUAUCUGUACAUCACUUAACCACUUUUUUUUUAUAAAACGGAGUUCAGUUGUGGAAGGCCUGUCUUUUAGUCACAAUGACAAGUUGAAAAGGUUAAUAAAAGAGUUGCUCUGAAA